AUGGCGGACUUGCUGGACGCCGUUAGCGAGUGCCCCGAGUUUGUCGCGGACCUGGCCGUCGACCUGGGGCACGAUGCGGGCCCCGCAACCCAGGUGCCCCGUGGAAGCUUCGAGGGCUGCGGGUUUCGGAGCCUGGCGGCUGAUCAGGUCGGUGGCAGCGCGGCCCGCCAGGGUCCUGCCAAGCGUCAGAGAAUGGUUGAGGGGGUUCAUGCGGGCGCCAUGCUCGGGAUGGCAGCGGUGGUGACAGCUGCGACCGCCACCGCGUCGUGGACCGGCAAGUCCGAGGGGGUCAAGGCAUGCGGCAUCGGGGUCGUCGGGGUGCCCCUCGCGCAGGCCAAGGAUGUCAUGGGCCCGUUGUGCGCCAAGCUCAUGUCGAAGGAGUGCGACCUCUGCCGCGUGACGCAGGG
Molecule: messenger RNA, 407 nt
Organism: Prorocentrum cordatum
Lineage: Eukaryota; Dinophyceae; Prorocentrales; Prorocentraceae
Source: the annotation of a GenBank genome assembly